Stomoxys calcitrans (stable fly) is the source of this 1588-nucleotide messenger RNA. Its product is annotated as putative gustatory receptor 98b. The record is from RefSeq and is a predicted model, not a curated record. The transcript is spliced from 5 exons. Gene Ontology annotation, cellular component: axon; membrane; neuronal cell body. Bases 267 to 1508 code for a protein of 413 amino acids. Gene Ontology annotation, molecular function: sweet taste receptor activity. Gene Ontology annotation, biological process: sensory perception of taste. NCBI's taxonomy places the organism in Eukaryota, Metazoa, Arthropoda, Insecta, Diptera, Muscidae.
UUUAAACAAGCGGAAGGUUGACGAGCUAAGACUGGAGAAAAGUGGACGACUUUCCGAAUCCGAGGAACAACGUCUAACCAAUUGAUAUUGCCUUUCCAUUUGUCAUUGAUUCAUUAGCAAUGCUUACUAUGAAUGCUAAUGGUCAUACAUUUAUUAGAACAUUAUCAUUGGUGAACAUCUAAUUUGUAUAAGGGUAAAUACAUCACAUGAGUUCUAAUGCCAAACGCCAUUUGCAGUCUAAAAUUCGUUGAAAAUUUUACUUUAUAAUGUUCGCAACUGAGAAUAAACAAAGUGUUUCCAUAUAUCUAAAAUUCAUAAAUAUCUAUCAAUGGAUAUUUUCCAUAUUUGGUUUGACUGUACCACCUCCUCUGCUACAGGGAAAUCUAAAUCGCUGGAUACAUUCAUUGCUAUUCCUUUUGUAUAUGGGCUAUUGCUUGCUUUUGAUAGCCAUGGCCCUAAAUAUGGCACUUAUACACCAUGUUGCUAUUGAAAAUGUUAAUCGGCAAUAUCAACUAGAUGCCACAACGAGAAUCUUGAGUUAUUCCCAAAAUAUACUGCUGGUGGCGGGUCAAAUCUCUAUGGAAUUCAUGGCCUUGGGAAAUUAUAAAAAAUUGGGCAGACUACAUAUGAUGAUUAAAGAAUUGGAAUACAAUAUGAAAUCUUUGUGUAAUGGAAACUUUCGAGCAAACCCUCUGAAAUGGAAACUUUUGAGAAUUUCAGGUUUAAGUUGGCUGAUAUUGGUGGGAGUUAUGUUGAACCUCAAUAAUACCUUGACGUCAGAAUUUGCCAACAUGGAAUUUAGAAUAGCUGUGCUAUUUUUUAUGGCCGCCGUACAAGUGAAAUGCAUUGAAUUUGGAGUUUACAUACAAUUGGUUUAUGAGUUUCUGUUGCAUGUGCAUCGGCAGUUGGUUUAUUUGAUAGCUCAGAUUGAUAAAGCUUGCCAGCUUCAGUUUACUGAAGAGAAUCCAUCUUGGCCUUUCGUGCAAAAAUUGAUGAAGAUUCAAAUGAUCUUAAAUGGUAUAGUAUUGCUGGUUAACAAACUGCUGGAUUAUUUUUCUUGGCCUCUACUGUUCGUGACCAUCUACAACGGCGAGGCUCUUCUUAAUGUGGUAAAUCUCGCUUAUUUGCGAGAUAAACGUUUCAAUCAAAAUGUCUACAUACAUUUUCUUGUGCUCUACAUACUGGUACUACUCUCAAGCCUAUUCGUAAUAAGUUGCUUAACUCAAAGAUGCAUUAAAAAGUAUAAUUCCAUAGGUUUGUUUAUCCAUACCAUAAAUCUCUCAUCCGAAGAUUGUGGCAUUAUUAUGCGCAUGCGAGAAUUUUCAUUGCAAAUAAUGCACCAGGAUUUAAUUUUUACCUGUAAUGGCUUUUUGGACAUUGAUUUUAAAAGUUAUGGCAAGAUGCUGCUGGUAAUAUCCUCCUAUGUAGUCAUAUUAAUCCAAUUUAAGAUGGAGAUUGCCAAUGAGACCGAAAUAUUUACUUCGCAACAAGUGUUGAAUAAUUAUUGAGUAAUAUGAAAUAUAAUGGGGUUUUCAAUAAAAGUCAUAUUUCUGUAAAACUUUUCAUAAAUAUUAACUCAGUUCACCAA